Gavialis gangeticus (Gharial) is the source of this 2928-nucleotide messenger RNA. RefSeq names its product zinc finger and BTB domain containing 37 (gene ZBTB37). Bases 328 to 1839 code for a protein of 503 amino acids. The record is from RefSeq and is a predicted model, not a curated record. Gene Ontology annotation, molecular function: RNA polymerase II cis-regulatory region sequence-specific DNA binding; protein binding; DNA-binding transcription factor activity, RNA polymerase II-specific. Gene Ontology annotation, biological process: regulation of transcription by RNA polymerase II. The transcript is spliced from 4 exons. NCBI's taxonomy places the organism in Eukaryota, Metazoa, Chordata, Crocodylia, Gavialidae.
UGCUUUUUUUCCUACUAGUUUCACUCUAAUACUCUGCAAGCAGUUUGAAAAGUUCCGUUUGUUAAAAAUUUAAUGUUUUUGUCCCUUCAGUUAAGGGGAGAAUGUUCAUAAUGAGUCCUCCAAAUCUGCCAGCAAAAUUAGGGAAGACAACUUGAUAUUUCUGAUGCUGCUAAGGGAAAAUCCACCAGGAAAAAAAAAUCAUAAACACACUUUUUGGCCUUCCUACUACAUCUGAAGAAACAAAAAAGAAUACCAACCUAUCUUCCUCUGCUUUGUAUGUCACUAUUACCAUUACAGUAGGACUGUACACCUGCAAUUGGGAUAAACAUGGAGAAAAAUGGGAACAUUCAGCUGGAGAUUCCGGACUUCAGCAACUCUGUCCUGAGCCACCUGAACCAACUGCGUAUGCAAGGCCGCUUGUGUGACAUAGUAGUCAACGUACAGGGUCAGGCUUUCCGUGCUCACAAAGUGGUGCUGGCUGCCAGUUCACCCUACUUCCGCGAUCAUAUGUCCUUGAACGAGAUGAGCACAGUCUCCAUUUCGGUCAUCAAGAAUCCCUCUGUUUUUGAACAGCUCCUUUCUUUCUGUUAUACUGGGCGGAUAUGCUUGCAGCUGGCUGACAUCAUAAGUUACCUGACAGCAGCCAGCUUUCUGCAGAUGCAGCACAUUAUAGACAAAUGCACACAGAUCCUUGAGGGAAUUCACUUCAAAAUUAAUGUGGCAGAAGUUGAAGCAGAACUGAGCCAAACUAGGACAAAGCAUCAGGAGAGGCCCCCUGAGUCUCACCGGGUUACCCCAAAUCUAACCCGCUCACUGAGUCCACGCCACAACACUCCCAAAGGGAGUCGUCUGGGCCAGGUCAGCACAGUACUUGACAUUCGGGAGCUGAGCCCCCCUGAGGAGUCCACCAGCCCUCAGAUAAUAGAGCAAAGCUCAGACGUGGAGAGUAGGGAGCCCAUACUGCGGAUUAACAGAGCAGGGCAGUGGUACGUGGAGACUGGAGUGGCAGACCGCGGAGGACGGAAUGAUGAUGAUGUUAGGGUGCUUAGUGGAGUACGUAUCAAAACAGAGAACCUGGAAGAGUGGUUGGGGACAGAAAAUCAGCCCUCUGGAGAAGAUGGGAGCAGUGCUGAAGAGGUCACUGCCAUGGUGAUCGACACAACGGGCCACGGAUCAUUGGGCCAAGAGACCUAUACAUUAGGAUCUUCAGGGGCCAAAGUGGUCAGGCCAACCAGCAGUGAGAUUGACAGAUUUAGCCCUUCUGGCAGCAUGGUCACUGUAACUGAGCGGUACAGGUCGAAAAGUGAGUCUCCCGGGAGAAUGGAUGAGCCAAAACAGCCCAGCUCCCAGGUCGAGGAGUCAGCCAUGAUUGGAGUGAGCGGUUACGUCGAGUAUCUCCGUGAACAGGAAGUAUCUGAGCGGUGGUUCCGUUACAACCCACGGCUGACCUGCAUCUACUGUGCUAAAUCCUUCAACCAGAAAGGCAGCCUGGACCGGCACAUGCGCCUCCAUAUGGGCAUCACACCUUUUGUUUGCCGCAUGUGUGGUAAAAAGUACACCCGCAAGGAUCAGCUGGAGUACCACAUCCGCAAGCACACAGGCAACAAGCCCUUCCACUGCCAUGUCUGUGGCAAGAGCUUCCCCUUCCAGGCCAUCCUCAACCAGCACUUUCGCAAGAACCACCCUGGCUGCGUGCCCUUGGAGGGGCCACACAGCAUCUCCCCUGAGACCACUGUCACAUCACGGGGGCAGGCUGAGGAAGAGUCUCCCCCGCAGGAGGAAGCUGUUGCUGUGGGGGAGACAGCACAGGGAUCCGUAUCCACCACCGGGCCAGAUUGAAACAGGGCACACAUGAGGGAGAGAACCCUCUUCCCUCCCGUUCAGCUGCAAACAGCACCAAUACAGCGGGCUGGUACUGUAAUUAGUGCAAUGCCACCACUGGACAGGAAGCAGCUGUCAGUAUGUUGCCAAAAUAGAAGAGUAACAAAAAUAAGUGCUAAAAGCUUUUCCCCUUUUCCUCAUCUCCUUGGGAAAACAAAACAUAAACCAAACUUAAGUCAAUCAGCUUCUGAUUCAGGGAUCGACAGGAUUUUUUACAAAUUUUUUUAAUCUUCAGUAGCAGUCCAAGACAGCAGUCACUUCAUUUCUUGACGGCGUUUUGGCUCAGCACCUCAGUCCUUGUGGCAGUGUUGACUGCAAUGGCUCCAAUCCAGUGAAUGCAGUGCACAGGUGUCUGUCUUCGCCAGAGCUGCUGGUCCAUCCUAAGGAGUUAGCAGGGGCCAAGGAUCAGUCGCCCCUCCCCUGUUCCCAGGUAGUCAUCAUGUUAAAGAGAAAUGACCGUCCUGGUGGAGCCUGCCCUGCCAGAGUGUAUUUAUCCCAUCUUAUUUUGGUGUGUCUCUUUUUACAUUUUUAAUUGAACCAUUAUUUUAGGGCUUUCUGCUUGCCCUUUCCAGGCAUGUGGCAUUGCACCCACUUGCUGAAUGUGGGCAGCAGCCAUUAAGCAGUAUUGUAGAGGUCAGCAAAAUCUGAAGCGCUUAAGCUACUGAAAGUGAAAUAGCAGCUGUGAGGUUUGCAUUAGACUCUACGAUGUUCUUAGGGGUGGGGAUAUAGGGGGAGGGUGUGCUUUAUUGUUGCUAAUUUGCCUAGCACAGAGCACACCAACUUCCUGACCAGUUUCUACACACUGCAAUGCUUUGAAUGUUGCCAAGAGUUAGAAAGAGGCUUCCGGUCUGGAGAAAAUGAGAAGUUAGAGGCUGGCUACCAAAGUCAUCUUUGGUCUCCCCUGCACUUGAUCUUACAUAACAGCAAUAUUGUAUACUGAAGCAGUCAAACCCCAGUGAAGUGAUCAUGGGUGGUUGUUUUUAAAUACGUCUCUGUGUACUCGUUUGAUAAGUUUAUAUAAUGAAAUGGGAAAAAAAAACAAAAAAA